AAUUAAAAUGGAACAAUUCGUAAUUCCAAAAACUUUUAAGGCAGCUUAAUUAGUUGAAUACGGAAAAGAUUUCUAGAUUGUAGAGAUAGAAACACCAUAAUUAUAAGAAGGAUAAGUUUUAAUUAAAGUUGAAGCAGCUCCUGUUAAUCCAUCAGAUUUAUUAUUGAAAGCAGGAUAAUAUCCAGCUGAAAAAGUAUUACCAGCAGUCUUAGGAUUAGAAGGUUCAGGAAUUGUUGUUCAAUUAGGGUAUAUAUUAUAAAACUAUCAAAUAGACCAAAUGUUCAAAAUGUUAAGGUAGGUACAAAAGUGGCUUUCACAGCUAAUUCGAAUUAUGGUAGUUAUGGUUAGUAUUGUGUUACAUUCAGUCAGUAAGUUAUUCCAUUAGAUGAUGAUAUCUCUUUUGAAAUGGGAGCAUCAUCUAUAGUAAACCCUGUUACAGUAAUGCUUAUGUUAGUAGAAACAUAAGAAUUAGGAGCUAAAGCUAUAGUUCAUACAGCUGCUGGUUCAGCAUUAGGAAGAAUGUUAGUUAGAUAUUUUUAAGAUUCUGGAAUUGAUGUCAUUAAUGUUGUCAGAAGAUAAGAAUAAGUUGAGCUACUUUAAAAAGAAGGUGCUAAAUAUGUUUUAAAUUAAACUUCAGAAACCUUCCUUAAAGAUUUAAAUGCUUUAGCUACUUAAUUAAAGUAUUAUUAUUUUCUAAUUUCAUUAGUGCCACUGUAUUCUUUGAUGCAAUAGGUGGAAGUUUAACUGGUUAAAUACUAAGUCAAUUACCUAAUAAAUCUACUGCUUUAGUAUAUGGAUUACUAUCAGGAUAACCUAUUAGUGAUGUUACUGCUAAUGAUUUACUUUUCAAAAGCAAAAUUGUUAAAGGAUUUUGGUUAGCCACAUCAGUGCACAAGUAUAAUCCUUUUGCUGAUUUGAAUGUCUCAAAGAAACUUAAUGAAUUACUAAAAACUACAUUAAAGACAGAAUAUUCUAAUCAAUAUCCUCUAGAAUAAAUCAAUUAGGGAAUACAAAUUUAUUCAUAAAAUUAGACAUAAAAGAAAAUCUUGAUUAGACCAAAUCAAUGAGACAAUAUUUAC
Molecule: messenger RNA, 1079 nt
Organism: Paramecium sonneborni
Lineage: Eukaryota; Ciliophora; Oligohymenophorea; Peniculida; Parameciidae
Source: the annotation of a GenBank genome assembly